UCAGACUCGCAGAUUGGAGUGCCGCGAUGUCGUUUGCCGCAAUGAGAACGCUGAUGGAAUUACAGUCAAACUAAAGAAAGAAAGAACCAUGUCCGAAGUACGAAAGUUCACAAAGAGGUUGAGCAAACCUGGGACGGCUGCGGAGCUCAGACAAAGUGUGUCGGAGGCGGUGAGGACGUCCAUUGCUGUGGAGCAGCCGAAGAUCAUCGAGCCGCUGGACUAUGAGAAUGUGGUGUUCCAGAGGAAAGCUCAAAUCCACAGUGAUCCACAGAGAGACCUGCUGCUGUGGCCAGCUGAUGAUGUAUCAGAGGCACAGAUUGAACGUCAAAGGAGAACCAUUGUUCCUUCAGUUCCUCAAAAUGCAGAGAGUGAAGCAAAAAGCCUGUUCGCCAAAGAGUGCAUUAAGAUGUACAACACCAACUGGCACGUCAUCAACUAUAAUUACGAGGCCUACUCUGGAGAUUUCCGGACGCUGCCCUGUAAAGGGAUGAAGACGGAAAAGCUUCCCAGCCAAGUGUUUGAGGUGGAUGAGGGGGAGGAGGAUUCGUCAUCUCUUUGCUCUCAGAGAGGAGGAGUAAUGAAGCAGGGCUGGCUGCAGAAGGCCAACAUCAACAGCAGUCUGUCUGUCUCUAUGAAGGUGUUCAAGAGGAGGUAUUUCUACCUGUCUCAACUCCCUGAUGGCUCCUACAUACUGAAUUCAUACAAAGAUGAGAAAAACUACAAAGAAUCAAAAGGCUCCAUCUAUCUGGACUCCUGUAUAGAUGUAGUUCCGUGCUCUAAGAUGCGGCGCAAUUGUUUUGAGCUGAAGAUGCAAGACCGUUGCAUCAGUCACUAUCUGGCGGCCGACAGUGAGGCCGAGAUGGAGGAUUGGGUGAACACGCUGAAACAGGCCUUACUAGGCACGAUGGAGGACAAGAGGAACGGAUCAGAACCUUCUGAAAGUUCUCUGGAUGAUGACAGCAGUAGCCAGGGGAAACCAGAGAACGUUGCGGAGAGCUUUGGCCGGAGUCUUCAUCCAGAGCUAAUGAAGUAUGCCAGAGAAACUGAUCAGCUGAAUAAAAUGAGCAGGAAUGAGGGCCGACAGAAGAUCUUCACCCUCGAUCCUGAGAUGCAGAGAUUAGAUUUCUCAGGCAUCGAGCCUGACGUGAAGCCGUUUGAAGAGCGAUUUGGACGAAGAAUCAUGGUUAGCUGUCAUGACUUGACCUUUAGCCUGCAAGGAUGCAUCAAUGAGAAGAAUGAUGGCGUCCUAACUAACGUAGAGCCGUUCUUCAUCACCCUAGCGUUGUUUGAUCUGUCCAAAGGCUGUAAGAUCUCUGCAGACUUCCAUGUUGACCUCAAUCCACCCUGCGUGAGGGAAAUGCUUCAAGAAGGCUCUCCUGGUGUGCCAACAGAACCAGGAGGAGGAGACGGAAAUGAAACAGUCAGAGUAAACGGACAGGGCCUACCAGUUCUCCAGAGGGUUGCAGAGUCUCUCUUACGCUUCCCCACUCAGGGUAUUUUCUCCGUUACAAACCCUCACACAGACAUCUUCCUGCUGGCACGGGUGGAAAAGGUUUUACAGAACGGCAUUACCCAUUGCGCUGAGCCCUACAUGAAGACCUCUGACAUCAGCAAGACAGUACAGAAAGUCCUGAAGACUGCCAAGCAGACGUGCCAACGGCUGGGCCAGUACCGGAUGCCCUUCGCUUGGGCUGCUAAGCAGGUGUUCAAAGAUUCCCAAGGCAGUUUAGACAUGGAUGGGAAGUUCUCUCCACUCUACCGCCAAGACAGUAGCAAGAUAUCCACAGAAGACCUCAUCAAACUGUUGACGGAUCUCAAAAAACCAGAGAAGAACAAACUUCAGAUAAUCCCUGGACAAAUUAACAUCACUGUUGAGUGUGUACCUCCAGACUUGUCAAACUCGGUCACAUCGUCUUAUAUUCCUGUGAAGCCAUUUGAGGAACAGUGUGAGAGGGCGUCUGUGGAAGUGGAGGAGUUUGUUCCAGAAGAGGCUAAAUACAACCACCCAUUCACCAUCUACAAGAACCAUCUCUACAUCUAUCCUCAGCAGCUCAAAUACGAUAAUCAGAAGACAUUUGCCAAGGCUCGAAACAUUGCAGUGUGUGUUCAGUUCAAGGAUUCUGAUGAGGAGGGAGCUGGUCCGUUGAAGUGUAUCUACGGCAAGCCAGGGGAUCCACUUUUCACCACCAGUGCUUUUGCUGCAGUUUUGCAUCACAAUCAGUGUCCAGAGUUUUAUGAUGAGAUUAAAAUCGAGCUUCCUGUUCAUAUCCACGAGAAGCAUCACAUUCUCUUUACUUUCUACCACAUAAGCUGUGAGCUUGGCAACAAAACCACCACCAAGAAGCGAGAGGGAGUGGAAACACUGGUGGGUUAUUCCUGGACUCCUUUACUGAAGGAUGGCAGAAUACAGUCCUCAGAGCUACAACUUCCUGUGUCUGCUAAUCUACCACCUGGUUACAUGUUUGACAAAAGCCAAGACUCAAAGAAGGCUUGCCCGGACAUCAAAUGGGUGGAAAAUGCCAAACCAUUAUUCAAAGUGCGAGCGUAUGUAGCAUCAACAAUUUACACUCAGGAUUUGCACCUCCACAAUUUCUUCCAGUAUUGCCAGCUGAUGAGGUCAGCAUCACAGGGCAACCCCGCUGAACUUGUCAAAUAUCUAAAGUGCCUACAUGCGGUAGAGACUCAGGUCAUCAUCAAGUUCCUCCCUACAGUGCUCGUUCAGCUCUUUGAAGUCCUCACUAUGGCAAGCAAAGAGGGUCAAGAUAUUGCUGUCAACACCACACGUGUAAUCAUUCACAUAGUGUCUCAGUGUCACGAGGAGGAUCUGGAGCAGUACCUACGCACUUUUUUGAAGUACGUGUUUCGGAUCCACAACACAACUUCAGAAAACUCUGUGACGACACAUGAAGUUUUGGCUACAGCAGUGACUGCCAUCCUCAAACAAACUGCAGACUCAAACACCUGCAACAAACUCCUCAAGUAUUCCUGGUUCUUCUUUGAGACCAUGGCCAAGUCAAUGGCACAGUACCUCCAGGACGGCAACAGAAUGAAAAUGCCGCGAGCACAGAGGUUUCCAGAGUCAUUCCACCAAGCACUGCAGUCUCUGCUGUUGUCAAUCAUGCCUCACAUCACUAUCCGCUAUGUGGAGAUUUCAGAGGAGGCCCGCUGCGUCAACUUCAGCCUGGCCUGCUUCAUUAAGCGCUGCCUAACAUUUAUGAACAGAGGAUUUGCUUUCAGUUUGAUAAAUGACUACAUGUGUGGAUUCAGCCUGAAAGAUCCAAAGGUGCUUACAGAGAUGAAGUUCGAGUUUCUCAUGACGGUGUGCAAUCACGAGCACUACAUUCCUCUUAACCUGCCCAUGGCGUUCGGCCGAACCAAGUUGCAGCGAGUCCAGGAUUUAAUUUCGUAUGCAGCGGAGUAUUUUGGCGUCGUAGAUCAGAGUUUGGAGUACAGCCUGACUGAGGACUACUGCAAAAACCAUUUCCUGGUGGGUCUGCUUCUGCGAGAGGUGGCCGAUGGACUCCAAGGCUGUCCAGAGAUCAGACAGCUGGCUGUGGCCGCACUCAAGAACCUCAUGAUCAAACAUGCCAUGGACGACAGAUACAAUGCUUAUAAGAACCAACAGGCCCGCAUCUGUCUGCUGUACCUGCCACUGUUUGAACUGCUGUACCAGAACCUGAGUCAGAUGAACAGCCCAAGGCAACUCUGUAGAAAUGACCUCGGCAUGAUGUACCGGGAUGAUUUGUCACUGGACAGCCGCAGGAGCAGCACUAUCGUUGAUAAGGAACCUACCGGUGUCGCUGCCCAGAAUGGACAUGUUAGGAAAGGGGAGUCCAGAGGCUCUAUAUAUGGAGAUCCUGGCACUCCAGACAUCAAUGAGUUACACAGGCGUGGCUCCACUAUGAGCACUGGACCCGCCGCUGGCCGUUUGGGGCAGUAUGAGGUCAGAGGGCUGCUUCUGUGUUACCUGCACAUUGUAAGAACUUUGUCAGAUGAUACUCUGAUGGCAUACUGGUCUAAAGUCAAUCCACAAGACGUCAUGAACUUCCUCAGUCUGCUCGAGAUCUGCAUAGUCCAGUUCCGCUAUAUGGGAAAGCGAAACAUCAGUCGGAGUCAGGAACCGUGGGUGUCGAAACUCUUUACCCCUGACAGGAAGUCUCAGACCAUGCCGGUUCUGCGUAGCCGAGGAAGUCUUAUGCAAGCAAAGCUGCAGCAGUUCAGCACUAUGGACACCUCAUUCACUCUGAACAUGGUUGGAGGUCCCACAGAAGCAGAGACCAACCACCAGUCUUUGCUUGAGGGGAAUAUGUCGACAGAAGCCUGCCUUACCGUGCUGGAUGUCCUCUCACUCUUCACUCAGAGCUUUAAGAAUCAGCUGCUGGACAGCGAUGGUCACAAUGCUCUGAUGACGAAGGUCUUUGACACAUACCUCACUUUACUGAAAGUCGGACAAUCAGAAGCAGCAAUCAAACACAUCUUUGCCUCUCUGCGAGCCUUUAUCAUCAAGUUCCAGGUUCCCCUUUUCAAGGGCCGCGUAACGCUGUGCGGUUCGCUGUGUUACGAAGUCUUGAAGUGCUGUAUGUCUAAAUUAAGUGUCCUACGUGGGGAGGCAUCUGCCCUUCUUUACCUGCUCAUGAAGAACAAUUUUGAGUACACCAAGAGGAAAAGCUUCCUGCGCAUGCACUUACAGAUCAUCAUCGCUGUGAGCCAGCUUAUUGCUGAUGUGGCAGUAACCGGCAGCUCACGUUUCCAGGAGUCACUGUCCAUCAUCAACAACUUUGCCAACAGUGAUAAAGUCAUGAAGACCACAACGUUUCCAUCUGAAGUGAAGGGUUUGACGAUGAGAAUUCGUACGGUUUUGAUGGCCACCGCUCAGAUGCGUGAGCACGAAAAAGACCCAGAAAUGCUGCUUGACCUGCAGUACAGUCUCGCCAAAUCAUACGCCAGCACCCCGGAGCUCAGGCGGACCUGGCUGGACAGCAUGGCACGAGCACACAGUAAGAAUGGGGACUUUUCUGAGGCUGCUAUGUGUAAUGUUCAUGUUGCUGCAUUGGUGGCAGAGUAUUUGCACAGGAAAAAGUUGUUCCCGAGUGGACUGGCAGCUUUUAAGAGAAUCACCCAGAACAUUGAUGAAGAAGGAGCUAUGAAAGAAGAUGUAGGGAUGCAAGAUGUGUACUACACUGAGGAUGUCCUGGUUGAGCAGUUGGAGGUGUGUGUUGAGAGUCUGUUAAAAGCUGAGAGGUUUGAACUCAUAACACACAUAGCGAGACUCAUCAUUCCUGUUUACGAGAAACGGCAUGAGUUUGAGAAACUGAGGAGAUUGUAUGACACACUGCAGCGAGCUUACACCAAAAUAUUAGAGGUGAUGCAGUCUGGUCGACGUCUGCUCGGGACUUACUUUAGAGUCGCCUUUUAUGGACAGGGCUUCUUUGAAGAAGAGGAUGGAAAAGAAUACAUCUACAAAGAGCCAAAGCUCACAAAGCUUCCCGAAAUUUCCCAUCGUCUUAUAGGCCUCUACGGAGAAAAGUUUGGAGCAGAGAAUGUCAAAAUCAUUCAGGACUCCAACAAAGUUAACCAGAAAGAACUGGACCCAAAGUUGGCCUACAUUCAGGUCACGUAUGUCAAGCCUUACUUUGAUGAGAAAGAACUGGUGGAGAGGAAGACAGACUUUGAGAAAUGCCACAACAUUCAGCGCUUUGUUUUUGAGACUCCAUUCACACUAACAGGAAAGAAACAAGGAGGGGUUGAGGAACAGUGCAAGCGGCGGACGAUACUUACCACAGCCAACACAUUUCCCUAUGUAAAGAAGCGCAUCGAGGUAGUGGCAGAGAAGCACUUGGAGCUUAAACCGAUUGAUGUGGCAAUAGAUGAGAUGAAAGAGAAGAGUACUGAACUCGCUAAGCUCUGCUCUAAUCAGGAGGUUAACAUGAUCACGCUUCAACUCAAACUCCAAGGCUGUGUUAGUGUGCAGGUGAACGCUGGACCGAUGGCCUAUGCCCGAGCUUUCCUGGAUGAAUCCAAAUCAGGUCAAUCCAAUAAGAAAGUCAAGGAGCUCAAAGAAAUAUUCAGGCAAUUUGUCAAUGCAUGCAGUAUGGCUCUGGACAUUAAUGAGAGACUCAUUAAGGAGGAUCAGUAUGAGUAUCAUGAGGGACUAAAGGCUAACUUCAAAAGCAUGGUUAAAGAACUUUCUGAGAUCAUCCACGAGCCGAUCUUCCAGGAGGAUAUGAUGCGUUCCCUGCUGCAGAACUCUAUUCAUGUGUUCCGUGCUAUCAGUGGAACCUCCUCUGACCUGAGCUAGAACCUGAUGCUUGUUCCUGAUUGUUCUGGACUAUCAGCUCUCCAGUCACAACUGAAUGUACAAAUCCCUUCAGGAAACAAGAACGUUAGCAUCUUUUCCAUGUUUUACUUGAUGUGGACAGCUAGUUUGUGUACACAUGAAGACAAAAUUGAGCCUAUGUACUUUUUGAAUGCACAUUCCUGCUCAUAUCGUGUUUGCAUCGACGUUCCUUCUAGGCUCACAUUACCAAGAGUUUUUUUCUUUUUUCAACCUUUACCCUCUGAUUAUUAUGGAAGCUUAUUUCCACCACAGAAGAAAAACAUUAUGCUUUGGACAAUCAUAAUUAGGACAUAAAGGUCAUAAUUAUGACACAAAAAGUUGAAAUUGACAAAGAAUCAUAACAAUGACAUACUAAGUCAUAAUCACUCAAUAAAAAAGUCAAAAUCAUGACAUACCCAUUAUGACCCCCUAGAAACUUUUGCGUUCCCCCGCGAAACUCGUUCAAAAACGGAAUUCGCUCGCAAAAGCAUUGACAUAUAAUAUUUUCUCCCAUCUCGUUUUUUAUUUUUCCAUCACCAUGUCCCUUUAGGUGCUCCGUAAUUAUGAGACAUCAGUCAUUAUGAGAUUAAAAAAAAGUCCCAUAAUCUCAUAAUUAUAGUAUGUCAUAAAUUAGUUUUUUUGCAUAAUAAUGACUUAUUAAUUAUGACAUAAUUAUUCAACCAUCUCUAUAUGACAACUUUUCAUGAUCCAAUCAGUUAUCGAUGGAUAAAAUCCAUCCAAUGGAUAUCAAAGGAUAAAGCCCAGUUUUCUUUUCUUUUUUUUUUUUUAUCUCAUGUUCUUGGAAAUAUGUCACAUCACAUUUAAGUAAAAUGUUGUACCGAUGCCAUUGCGUUUUGACUGUAAAUUUUCUCUGUGUUGGUUAAUCUAUGUUUUGCAUCUCAGCCAAACUGUCCAUUUAAAUUGCAGGGAUGCCACUGGAAACAAAACGCGCAGUGUAGAUCACCCAGCACACCAAAGAUCAAAUGGACAGUUUAUAUUUUAUGCUUACAUUUCCAUAUCAUAUGGCUUUUACAUUGACAGUUUUAUUUUCUGAAAAUGUCAGGUGACCUUAAAAUCUAAAGCUGAAUCUUGUAUAAAAAAAAGAAAAAGAAAAAAACCAUAAACAUGAUGACAAUAGAGCGCAAUGCCCACAUUUUCAGUGGCUUUGGUUCUGGAAGUAUUUUUGCCAUUCAUUUUCUUCAUUCAUCUUCAGGAAAAAUUAUUCAGUUAUAAGAUACAAACCCAACCAACUAGCUUCAAGGUGAAUCAAAUCAUUACAAACGUGUGUGUGUGUGUGUGUAUAUAUAUAUAUAUAUUGGAAGGUACUUCUUUUAUUUAUUUUUUUUUUGGUACAAAAACAAUGGUACAAUGAAUUUUAUUUAAUUAUUGAUACAAUAAUUGAAUUAUUGAUUAAACAAAAUUAUGACCUUAAAAUCCGUAAGACUUUCGUUCAUCUUCGGAACACAAAUUAGGAUCUUUCUGAUGAAAUCUGAGUUUUCUGUCCCUCCACAGACAGCUACACAACUGAAACUUUGACGCUUCGAAAAGUUCAUAAAGAGAUAGUAAAACUAAUCCAUAUGAAUUGAGUGGUUUAGUCCAAAUUUUCUGAAGAGAAUCAAUCACUUUAUAUGAUGAACAGAUUUAAUUUAGGCUUUUACUCACAUAUAAACCUUGAUCAGUGAACAUAAACAGAAGCUCAAGCGAACCUGAAUGACGUGCGAGAGCAAACCUCUUCUGGAAGCUUAAUACACGAGUCUACGAGAUACACGAGAAUGAACCUCAUUGGUUCUCACAGGCAUCAAGCAAACUGAUGUUUGAGUUGAUCAAUGGGUUAUAUGUGAAUAAAAGCCUAAAUUCAAUCUGUUCAUCAUAUAAAGCGAUCAAUUCUCUUAAGAAAAUUUGGAAUAAACCGCUCAAUUCAGAUGGAUUUUUUUUUUUUAUGAUCUCUUUAUGAACUUUUUGAAGCGUCAAAAAGACAGAAAUCUCUCAGAUUUCAUCAAAAAGAUUUCAUUUGUGUUCUGAAGAACAAAAGUCUUAUGUGUUUGGAACAACAUGAGGGUGAGUAAUUAAUGACAAAGUGUUAAUUUUUGGAUUAACUAACCCUUUAUCUGACCUUUUUGUUUGUCUAUUUUCAUUACUACACAUCAGUGCAGUGGUUACUGACUGGCAGCGAGUUUGUAAAAUGAACUAAGAUCAUUGUGCAUCAUUUCUGUCAUGAAAUGAAAUAGAAGCCAUCUGGAGUUAAAAUUAUAUUAUAUAUGCAAAUAUUUUUUAAAAUGAAUGCAUACCCCAGAUGGUAGAGAACAGCUGACUUUAUGGGCAGGAAUGAUAUGCAGAAUGUAACAGAAUUGAUAUCCAGUUUAGGCAGACUUGAUUCCCAUUGUAGACGUGUUUUUAUUUUUUGUGGGGGCUGGUCCUUAGUUCCUGCCCGCUGAUAUAGCCAGAACAGCCUAUCGAGGGCUAAUUUAUUCACAGAAAUGCUGUUAAUACUUCUCAGACCUUGCUGCACUGAAUAUGCAAAUUGCAAACAGAGGAUAUGUAGAUUUAUAUAGGAAAUUGUCCAUUUGUUGUAAAUGCAUAUAUAUGUGUGUGUGUGUGUGCGCCCGUGUAUGAAAAACAUACAGUAUUGGCAGAGCAGUAUUUGCAAGCAGUUCUUUAAAAUGUUUACAAUUACUAGUUUAGUAAUAAAGCCAUCUCUGAUCAACAAUGGACAAUUAAUUUGCUAGAGAAUAGCGUGAGACAAGCUGCCAUUUCUGAAGAUGUUUCAUUAUUUCCUUCAAAUUAUGUCAGCAUAUAAUGUAUGAAUGUUUUUUUUUUUCUCUGUGGUCUGUAGUUCAUAAGAUAAAUAUUUCUUAAAAAAAUGUCUUUGAUGAUGUUUAUUCUGAGCUCUUUUGAGCUCUGUUUUCCCAUAACAGUGCUGUUUCAUUUUCCAAACAAACACACAAACUGGGUAACCACAAAAUACAUGAUAGAUAAAAUAUGUGACCCUUGUCUGUAUAACAGGUUUCAGACCCCAUUUGGUCCCUAAUUCCACAGAGAACUUGAUAACCUUUGCAUUGGAAAAAAUAAACAUGUAAUUUAUUGCA
Molecule: messenger RNA, 9402 nt
Organism: Ctenopharyngodon idella (grass carp)
Lineage: Eukaryota; Metazoa; Chordata; Actinopteri; Cypriniformes; Xenocyprididae
Gene: dock11
Product: dedicator of cytokinesis 11
Exons: 54
Coding region: 89-6298 (2069 amino acids)
Biological process (GO): positive regulation of GTPase activity; small GTPase-mediated signal transduction; positive regulation of filopodium assembly
Molecular function (GO): guanyl-nucleotide exchange factor activity
Source: RefSeq, a predicted model, not a curated record